Messenger RNA from Dermacentor albipictus, 935 nucleotides. NCBI's taxonomy places the organism in Eukaryota, Metazoa, Arthropoda, Arachnida, Ixodida, Ixodidae. The record is from RefSeq and is a predicted model, not a curated record.
AUGACUGCGCAGGCUGCCGACCUGCACCGUCGCACGUUCCCCGGCUGGCCCCUCAACGACUCGCUGCUGCACCGGCACGGCGAGUACGCGUUCCCGGUGCAGUACGACUACUGGUGGAACUCGGUGUUCCUGCACCUGGCCGUGGCGGCGCCGCCAAUGUUCUACACGGACGCGCCCGCUUCGGUCAACUACGCGGCCUUCGGCACGGCCGUGGCCAGGCAGCUGGUCAGGGGCUUCGACCCGCAGAAGGGCGCGUUCCUGGACUCCAACAGAACCGUGAGGAGCUGGAUGUCGAGAGCCACGCGCGAAGAGCUGCAGAAGAAGAUCUCGUGCGCUGGCGGCAGCUCCUCCGUGCUCAUGGACGUGGCCGCCGCCCAGGUCGCGUACCGGGCCUUUCAGGAACACCGAGCGGCCGAGCCAAGACGCUACGCCGUGAGCAAGGACAUCUCGCUGACGCCGGACAUGCUCUUCUUCGUGACUCUCUGCCGCAGCCUGUGCGGCCGGGGUGAACUGUGUCCCAAGGUGCUGAGCAACAUGGCUGCGUUUAGCCGCGCGUUCUCCUGUAAACCCGAUGCGCCCAUGAACCGCGCCGACAAGUGCUCCUUCUUUGAGCAGGCGUGACAUCUUGCCAAAUAUGGAACAGUGGUGGCCGAGUUCCUUCAAGAGGCACCAUUCGUUUGUAUGCCCAUAGCGUUUUGCAUCAGAGUUUUAUGAAUUGCAAAUAACGUGCGAUAUAUGAGUACAAUUUUGUGCUCUUUUUUUUAAAUACUUUGCCUGAGCUCACGGGGGUUGCAAUGUGGGCUUGUUGGUAAUGUAUCUUCAAGGGCAGUACGGUAGCGCGAUUAAAAGAUGGGACAAAGAAGGCACAUAGGGACAAGCGCAGUUCUUGAUCAAGAUUUCAACGUACGAAAGAUGUUGCGUUCCAUGCAGCUCAA